Molecule: messenger RNA, 7244 nt
Organism: Anguilla anguilla (European eel)
Lineage: Eukaryota; Metazoa; Chordata; Actinopteri; Anguilliformes; Anguillidae
Gene: nrxn3a
Product: neurexin 3a
Exons: 23
Coding region: 708-5762 (1684 amino acids)
Source: RefSeq, a predicted model, not a curated record
UGUGUGAAAAUCUCGUGAUUGCCCAUCAGCACUGAGCGAACGGGGCUCUGUGAUGUGCUGUUCAAGACAGAAGGACUGUGCUUCGCUCUACAGCCUGCUACGCUGGUAAAAACCUUCGCAUCAUCGCAGCAUCAUUUUCAACAGCGGUUUAAAACCUGGACCUAAAACCUUUUUGCCAUAGGAAUUUAACUCGGAUUAAUAUGCUGGAUAUCCUUGCAAUAAUUAAGUGACAGGACCGAAGGACUCAGAGAUGCUCCUGUGGAUCAAAUGAAGCCAACAUGAAGAAGGUCUCAUUAGCUCUGAAAGCCAGAAGAGCCACAGCAGCGGGACCCCGCCCGGAAAGCCUCCACAGCGUCGGCCGCACAGUCUGAGCACAGAGACCGUCGUCCGCUCCGUGGACACAGGGCCCCGUCUUCUCCUCCCCUCCUCCCUCUCUGCCACUCCUGUCUGAACCGUUCCCCGUGGCUUCACUGCAGAACAGCCACCCGAGCGUCCCUCCGUCCGAAUGGCCUCAGGACCGUCGCCUGGUUUUUCACCACCCGUCCAUUCCAGCUAAAGCGGAUUUCGUUUUCGUCGCUAAAGUAUCUGUUUAUCGGAGAGCUCUUUGCGGGAUGUACAUGGAAUAUACCACCCUCUGAACCAAAGUAAAUUCAAUGGUCUCUUGCUGUUAAGGAUUAUAGUGCACCCCCUUAUUUCCACAGUUUACAAUGAAUCUCCUCUCGUGUUCCAUCAAGGUGAAAUUGCUGCUCAGUACUUUGUUAGGCCUGUGUUUGGGCCUGGAGUUUUCGGGGGCUCCGGGACAGUGGGCUCGCUAUCUCCGCUGGGAUGCCAGCACCAGGAGCGACCUGAGCUUUCGGUUCAAGACGGACGUGUCCACCGCCCUGCUCCUGUACUUCGACGACGGGGGCUACUGCGACUUCCUGCAGCUGAUGGUGGUGGAGGGCCGGCUCCAGCUGCAGUUCAGCAUCGACUGCGCCGAGACCACCGUCGUCUCCGACAAGAUGGUCAACGACAGCAGCUGGCACUUGGCCACCCUCAGCAGGUUAAACCUGAGGACUGUCCUGAGGCUGGACAGCGAGACCAAAGCCGACGAGGUCAGGCCACAGCGGCAGUACAUGAAGAUCAUCAGCGACCUGUUCCUGGGGGGCGUCCCCCAAGACAUCCGCACGUCGGCGCUGACGCUGCCCAUGGUGAAGGACCAGCCGCCGUUUAAGGGAGUUAUCACGGAUCUGAAAUACGGGAACAAGGAGCCCACGCUCCUCAGCAGCCAGCAGGUGCGGCUGGACAUGGAGGGCCUGUGCACGCAGAACCCCUGUGAGAACGGAGGGAGCUGCUCGGUGGUGGAUGGGGAGCCGCAGUGCGAUUGCUCCAAAACGGAAUACGUGGGCCGAUUCUGCAGCGAAGAGGUCAGCCGUGUUCCAGGUUUCUCACACAUGAUGAUGGCUGAGCAAGCUAAAAGCAAAGCAAGGGAAGAUAACGUGGCCACUUUCCGAGGCUCCGAAUACUUCUGCUACGACCUGUCCCAGAACCCCAUCCAGAGCAGCAGCGACGAGAUCACGCUCUCCUUCAAGACCUGGCAGCGCAACGGGCUCAUUCUCCACACCGGCAAGUCGGCGGACUACGUAAACCUGGCCCUGAAGGACGGCGCCGUCUCCCUCGUCAUCAACCUGGGCUCUGGGGCCUUCGAGGCCAUAGUCGAGCCGGUCAACGGCAAAUUCAACGACAACUCGUGGCAUGACGUUAAAGUCACACGCAAUCUGCGGCAGGUGACAAUAUCCGUGGAUGGCAUCCUCACCACAACCGGAUACACCCAGGAGGACUACACCAUGUUGGGCUCUGACGACUUCUUUUACGUCGGAGGAAGUCCAAGCACUGCUGACUUGCCUGGCUCUCCCGUCAGCAACAAUUUCAUGGGCUGCUUAAAAGAGGUUGUUUACAAAAACAAUGACAUCAGGUUGGAGCUGUCCCGGCUGGCCAGGAUUGUGGACCCCAAAAUGAAGAUCCAGGGAGAUGUGGUGUUCAAAUGUGAGAACGUGGCCACCUUGGACCCCAUUUCCUUUGAGACGCCUGAGGCCUACAUCAGCCUCCCUAAGUGGAACACUAAGCGCAUGGGCUCCAUCUCAUUUGACUUCCGCACCUCAGAGCCCAAUGGCCUGAUUCUCUUCACUCACGGAAAACCUCAGGACAGGAAGGACCCUCGCAGUCAGAAAAAUACCAAGGUGGACUUCUUUGCUGUGGAGCUUCUGGAUGGCAGCCUCUACCUGUUGCUGGAUAUGGGCUCAGGGACCAUCAAGGUGAAGGCUACUCUGAACAAGGUGAAUGACGGAGCCUGGUAUCACGUGGACAUACAACGGGAUGGAAGAUCAGGCACCAUAUCCGUGAACAGCCGGCGCACCCCGUUCACUGCAAGCGGAGAGAGCGAGAUUUUGGACCUGGAGGGGGACAUGUACCUGGGCGGGCUGCCGGAGAACCGGGCGGGGCUCAUCCUGCCCACCGAGCUGUGGACUGCCAUGCUCAACUACGGCUACGUGGGCUGCAUCCGGGACCUGUUCAUCGACGGGCGGAGCAAGGACAUCCGGCAGAUCGCCGAGGCGCAGAACGGGGCCGGCAUCAAGCCCUCCUGCAACAAGGUCAGCGGGAAGCAGUGCGAGAGCUACCCCUGCAAGAACAAGGGGGUCUGCAAGGAGGGCUGGAACCGCUUCAUCUGCGACUGCACGGGGACCGGCUUCUGGUCCCGGACGUGUGAGAGAGAGGCCUCCAUCCUGAGCUACGACGGGAGCAUGUACAUGAAGGUGGUGAUGCCCAUGGUGAUGCACACGGAGGCCGAGGACGUGUCGCUGCGCUUCAUGUCCCAGCGGGCGUACGGCCUGCUCAUGGCCACCACGUCCCGCGACUCGGCCGACACCCUGCGUCUCGAGCUGGACGGCGGCCGCGUCAAACUCACGGUCAACCUAGACUGUAUCAGGAUAAACUGUAACUCCAGCAAAGGACCAGAGACUCUGUACGCUGGAAAUAAACUGAAUGGUAAUGAGUGGCACACGGUCCGUGUGGUUCGGCGGGGUAAAAGCUACAAGCUCACGGUUGACGAUGACGUAGCAGAAGGUCAAAUGGCGGGCGACCACACCCGCCUGGAGUUCCACAACAUCGAGACGGGCAUCAUGACGGAGCGGCGCUUCGUGUCCGUCAUCCCGUCCAGCUUCAUCGGCCACCUGCAGAGCCUCAAGUUCAACGGCAUGCUCUACAUCGACCUGUGCAAGAACGGCGACAUCGACUUCUGCGAGCUCAACGCCCGAUUCGGCAUGCGCUCCAUCAUCGCCGACCCCGUCACCUUCAAGACCAAGAGCAGCUACCUGAGCCUGGCCACGCUGCAGGCCUACACCUCCAUGCACCUCUUCUUCCAGUUCAAGACCACAUCCCCGGACGGCUUCAUUCUCUUCAACAGAGGGGACGGCAACGACUUCAUCGCUGUGGAGCUGGUAAAAGGGUACAUCCACUACGUGUUCGACCUGGGCAACGGGCCCGUGCUCAUUAAGGGAAACAGUGACAGGGCUCUCCAUGACAACCAGUGGCACAACGUUGUCAUCACCAGGGACAACAACAACAUACACACGUUGAAGGUGGACGCCAAGGCUGUGAGUGAAGUUGUCAAUGGUGCCAAAAACCUGGACCUAAAAGGCGACCUCUUCAUCGCUGGGCUGGGCCCGGGCAUGUACAGCAACCUGCCCAAGCUGGUGGCGUCGCGCGACGGCUUCCAGGGCUGCCUGGCCUCCGUGGACCUGAACGGGCGUCUGCCGGACCUGAUCAACGACGUGCUGUACCGCAGCGGUCAGAUCGAGCGCGGAUGCGAAGUUGGUUUCACCAAAGCUGACCUACAAGGUCCUAGCACUACCUGCCAAGAGGACUCCUGCGCCAACAUGGGCGUCUGCAUCCAGCAGUGGGAGAACUACACCUGCGACUGCUCCAUGACCUCGUACUCCGGCACGCAGUGUAACGACCCGGGAACAACAUUUAUAUUUGGCAAAGGAGGGGGACUCAUAACGUACACCUGGCCUGCUAAUGACCGGCCGAGCACGCGGACCGACCGGCUGACCGUGGGCUUCAGCACGUCUCUGAAGGACGGGAUACUCGUCCGCAUCGACAGCGCCGUUGGGCUGGGAGACUACGUUAUGCUCCACAUCGAGCAAGGCAAGAUUGGCGUUACGUUUAACAUUGGGACCGUUGACAUCAGUGUGCGGGAAUCCAGCACCCCUGUGAAUGAUGGGAAAUACCAUGUGGUACGAUUUAACAGAAAUGGAGGCAAUGCCACACUGCAGGUGGACAACUGGCCAAUCAAUGAGCACUACCCCACAGGCAGCAGUGAUUAUGAGCGCUAUCAAAUGGCUAAUAAGAAAAUCCCAUUCAAAUAUACCCGACCGGUAGAAGAAUGGCUACAAGAGAAAGGCCGACAGUUAACAAUAUUCAACACCCAGGCCACCAUCACGAUUGGGGGUAAUGACCGAAAAAGGCCAUUCCAGGGCCAGCUCUCCGGCCUGUACUAUAAUGGCCUAAAGGUCCUCAACAUGGCCGCCGAGGGCAACCCCAACAUCAAGAUCAACGGCAGCGUGCGCCUGGUGGGCGACGUGCCCUCUGUCCUGGGGUCGGCCACCACCACCUCGGUCCCGCCCGAGAUGUCCACCACCUUCAUCGAAACCACCACCACCAUGUCCACCACCACCACCCGCAAGCAGCGCUCUCCGCCCACCAUACAGACGACGGACGACAUCGGCUCCUCCGCAGAAUGCUCCAGCGAUGACGAGGACCUGGAGGAGUGUGACUCAGGACAUGCAGGUGGGCUAGGAGAUGAAUUAGUAAUCCCUGUACUUAUUGAAGAUCCCUUAGAAAUCCCUCCUGUAGCUACUCGUGCACCCUUCAUUACCCUCCCCCCAACCUUUCGUCCCCUCCUUACCAUUAUUGAGACCACCAAAGAGUCCCUGUCCAUGGCCACUGAGGCGGGGUUACCUUGCUUGUCGGACCAAGGCAGCGAUGAUUGUGAUGAUGAUGGCUUGGUGAUAUCUGGGUAUGGCUCAGGGGAAGCGUUCGACUCUAACCUGCCCCCUACUGAUGAUGAAGAUUUUUACACCACCUUCUCCUUGGUAACAGAUAAGACCUUGUCUACGUCGGCCUUUGAAGGUGGCUACAAAGCUCACGCGCCUAAGUGGGAAGCCAAGGACUUUAGACCUAACAAAGCCUCCGAAUCUGGUAGGACUACUACCACAUCCUUGUCCCCUGAGCUGAGUCACUCCACAACUUCCUCUACGCCAGAAACGCCACCCAAAUUGCCUGCGGGCAAAAUGAAUAACCGAGAGCUAAAACCCCAGCCAGACAUAGUCUUGCUUCCAUUGCCCACUUCCUAUGAGGUAGACAGCACAAAACUGAAGAACCCAUUAAUAACCUCCCCCAUGUUCCGUAAUGUACCCACAGCAAACCCCACGGAGCCGGGCAUCAAGCGGGUUCCGGGGGCCUCAGAGGUGGUCCGUGAAUCUAGCAGCACCACUGGGAUGGUCGUCGGAAUAGUAGCUGCAGCCGCUUUAUGCAUCCUUAUUCUACUGUAUGCUAUGUAUAAGUACAGAAACAGGGACGAGGGAUCGUACCAAGUGGACGAAACAAGAAAUUACAUAACCAACUCAGCACAGACGAACGGCGCAGUGGUAAAGGACAAACAGCAAAGUUCGAAAAGCAGCAGCAAGAAACAGAAAAACAAGGACAAGGAAUACUAUGUGUAAAAUGUAAUGUCGACGGAAAAAGAUAACAAAAAAAAGUACAUUAUAAAAACGAUUAUCGUAUCAGGAGCUGCAAUGAAUGAAGGAAAAAAGAGAACUGAAACAUUGCGCUGAGUCAGUGAACUAUGAAAUGUACUGUAAUAUAAAGCACACUUACUAUUGUAAGCAUACCGAGAAGGCUAAUAGCAACAUUAGUGACCUUAUUCUUCUAUCUGGUCAGAGACGUUAUCAGUGUAGAAUAUUUCACAGCUACAUCAUUAUCCUAAGUGACUUUUAGAGGUAUGUGAUCCUUGGCGUAAACCUUGUUUUUUGUAACCCUGUAAAGAAAAGAUCAUAAUUUUGGCCAUUUCAAGCAUGUGUGCGACAUGUAGUGCUGGCAUCUUUACAAGAGUGGGUCAGAAAAAAAGGAUCAUUGUAAAAGUCAAAAAAGGACUCUUGCCAUAAAAAAAUGACAACUUUGUAUUGUUUCUACAUUAUAAAGUGUGGUGUCUUAUAAUUUUUUUGCUCUGUGCAAAAAAAACAAUGUAUUAAAUGAAAAAAUGUGAGAAAAAUGGUCUAAACAGAUCUCUGAUGAUCUUGCAGCACUGUUGACUGAUCUCAGCCUAAUUCUUUUAAUCCUAUAACCGACAACGAUGCUGAAAAGUCAUGUGGAGAAAGGUGGUCGGUUUUUCUUCUCGGUAAAGCAUCUGAUUGUAAUGCAUGCCAUCCCAAUGCUACUAUAUAUGGUGUUCAUUUGAACAGAUCUACCAGGCCAAGCAAUUCAUCAUCAAAGCAACCGUUUCCUUUUUAUCUUACGUUGACAACAAAGAAAAAGAAAAUCCCAGAUAUAUAUUUUUAUUUUCAAUCAGUGCUGGUUAUAUAGUUUGCAGCCUUCUGUGUUUGUCCAUUUCCUCCUGUUCAAUUUUUGUUCUUUUUUUUAUGAAGCUGCUGUGACAGAAAUGAUCCAUAAAUGUCUAACUGAGGACUCCUACAGUACUAUAACACUGUUAAGGAUGUUUAAACAGAAAUAAAUCUAAUGUGAAAAGUGUGAAUUUUAUCUGUUGUCACAGUCAACUGUGUCAAACAACAAAUUUGUUUACAUAUUUUAUUACAUUAUAGCUGUUGUACUUUGUAGGUAGAUAUUGUACAUAACAUUUAAGUUGUAAUUUUUUUAGUAAUUUUAUUGUACAGACUGAUCAUUUGGUUUAUCAGUGUAUUUCAUGAAGAAAAUCAAAACUGUUAUCUGAAACGGAGAAAGACUUUGGAGCAAAGAAAAUAUACGCAUAUUUUGUAAAGAGAGGAGAAAAAUAUUGUUAGGUUAGAGAUCUAAACUUUCUCGCUGAUGUUUCUAAGUCGCAUGAAUAUUUGACUACUGGAAGUUGUCAAUCAAAUACAAAAUGCCCUUCUUAAUUGUAUCAAGGCUUCCUUGUUAUCAAUUAUUUCAUGUUAUUUUUAUUUAAAAAGGAAUAUACAUAUAAUAAUAAAGACAGAAAUAAUGGAUGCUGA